This is a messenger RNA of Peronospora matthiolae, 306 nucleotides long. The record is from the annotation of a GenBank genome assembly. Lineage: Eukaryota; Oomycota; Peronosporomycetes; Peronosporales; Peronosporaceae.
AUGGUGCGCGUGCCCGGAUCUUCUGGUGACUCGCUAUUUCACCGUGAGUCCCGAGAUGAAAAUGUUGUGAUCAAGAAUGAACCUGGGAUUGGAGCGUCAGCGGAAUUUAGAUUGCCAAAGACGCGCGAAGAGAAAGGAUCCCGAGAUCAUCAUAGUUUUGGGAGGGUCUAUGACGACAAGACAGUCAAAGAAGAAGAUCACCAAGCUGAUCUGGAAGAAAAACCUCAACCUUCUCCUGAGGUCCCUUCAGUCCCACCGCGGAUCGCGCUGCAAAGCACGAUCUGCCAGAUGGAAAUCCUUCAGUAA